GUACAGAUCCAGAAUCUGCUUUUUUUCCGCAAUAUUUUCGUUCAGGUUAGAAAGUGGGGAAGGACUUGUAAGUAUUUUUAAAUUGCUUCCAAAUUAGUAUAUUACCUAUUUAUCGAGUUACAAUAUCACAAACAAAACGGUUUUUUCCAAUACCAUCACUGUUAUCUUCCACUACCUACAUUACUUGCCGAUAAUUUAUCCGGAUUCUUCCCUUGUAAAAUUUCACUUGCCUGAUUAGUAACCAACUUAAAUCGUGUAACUAACAGAAAGUAGGUACUGAUGAUAAAGAAAUUGUUGAUUUUAUAAAUUCACAAUUGCACAAUGGCAAUUGACAAUAUUAAUGUUUUUAGAUGCAGGGACUGUCUUCCCAAUUUGAUUCCUCUCUUAAGGCUUUAAUAAUUUCUGUUAACAAAUAUUUAAAUUGUAGAACACUGUCAUGCAUUUUCAUCCAUCGUGUUUCGCAUAGUUUCACAAAAGAGCUUUUAAAGUAUUUUUUUAAAACAAAAUUAUCAUUUAUUAAGUUUCAAGUUAUAUUUAUGACUUAUGAAUUGCAUAUGCAUUAUAUCAAUGGCGUUUUAGUUGAACUAACAAAACAAUGCCAUAGGGGGGAGGGAGCGAUCGCCACAUCGCUAAACUCUUUAUUAUUUUUUAUUCAAAUUUUAAAUAUCUUACAAAUCUUUUAGAGUUCGUACAGCAGAAUGCAGAUACAAUUAGCCAUGAUAGGUACCUACGUAUUAAUAAUAAAUAUAUUUAGUAGAUAUUUUGUUUUUCAUUAUUAAGUAUUAACAAUUGUAAUUCUAAUUUUCAUGAUUAUAAAAUAAUAUUCUAAGUUCGAUAAAAUAAGGCGAUUACAUACUAUGGAUACUAUAUCAAUAUCUGUGAUACCUAAACCAAGGACUAAGACCUACACACAAAUAUAAUCUAUACUAAUAUUAAAAUAUUAACAACCCAACAAUUAUUACCACUUCAUGAAUAUACUCCGGUAGGUAAUGAUAUUUAUACGGAUGGCAAUGAUUUGGAACAACUACUAUAAUUUUGUGAUUUUUAAAAAUCACUAAAACACCAAUGUUACAAUAGAUACAUAUACUUUUGAGAUUGUAUUCCGAAAAUAUUUAUUCCAACGCCAUUGAUUCCAUAAAACACAAUUUCCAAUUCAAUAUUCAUGCAUGUUCCAAAAUAUAUUUUUUUUAAUGACCAUUUAUUCCACAUGACACUUGUUCCAAUAGAUUUUUGUUCACAAAAGAGUGUGGAACAAAUAACGAUUGGAAUAUUUUUCUGUGAAACGAGCUAGUUCCCCUAUUAUGUUAGUGAUAUAUAUCGAUUAUUUUUAUUGUUUGGUAGAACGCUGUGAUAUCACUGUGCAUUAUCAUCAUGGAUAAUGUUAUCUAUGGUAAUCAACAUGUACUACGAUCUCCUUGUUUUUCAUGAUCAUGUGAUUUUAGCGUCGCUUUACAAAACAAACCGUUGCUUUACAAAACAAACCGUUGCUCGUUUGUUAACCGUCGGGUCGAAUAUCUCAGUAAGUAUAUAAUAGGUACUUAUUUCCUAUGCCAGUACACACUGUAAAAUACACUGAUCAGCGUCUUUUAAGUAUGCAACUUGGUAUUCCUGAGUUCCGAUUGGUGUGUGUGUGUGUGUGCGUUUCACAGUUUUGGCUAGUGUUCCAUUUGCCGUGAAAUAUCUGAAGUGUAUGUACUUACCAAGUUUAGUGACAACAAUAAGUUAAUAUUCUUCAGUUUUAUAGGUAAGUAAUAUAUGAAUAAAUAACUAUACAGUAGGUAAUGGCACAAUUGAAGAUGUACCUAUAAUCUUUAAUCAUGGGUAAUAGUAGGCGCGUUGCCUAAAUAGCCAAAUAUGUAUCGCUUAAACUAGAAAUUACUAAUGUGUAUGGCGUCAACAGUUUUUUGGUCGUUUUGGACUCGUCCGGUGUGAAUAAACUGGCGGCCGGAAAUUCUUGGCCAUUUUGUGUAAGGUGGACUGUACACUGAGGACAUUAAUUUUGUGUUACCGGUUUCAAGAUACUUGGUACAACUGAAGUUUUAUAUAAUAUUAAUUGCCAAAAGAUAGAUAUCCGAAUACUAGAUUUUAUGAAACUCAACUUUGACACAGUUGAACUACUGCAAAAAUCAUGAUUUUAAUUUUAUUGCUUAAGUAUCACCAGCUGGUUAGAAAUAUUGAUAAUUUUGUUUUAUAAUGUAUUAAUAUAUUAUUUUAUUCGUGUUUUGGCUCCAGUUAUUGAGUCAAUGGAAUUUUACAAAUAAUUAACCGUGUUAUGGAUAGAUCCGUGUGCAUUUAAAGUUUAGUAUGCAUGUCAUUUAUCGGAAUAUAUAGUAGUAUUUUGUACUACUUCAUUUAAUAUAAUUGGUAAUAAGGUAUUCCUAUCUCGCUUUUCUACUUUGUUAACCCUACUUUUUAAAACAUCAUCAUGCCUGCAAAGUAAACCAAAAAUCCAUGGCCCUUGAAUUUGUUGUCCAUAAUUUGUAUUAUUUAGGUACUACAUCAUGUCCAUCUGAGCGAUCUUCAUUUUUGUCUGAUUUGCAAUCUUCAAGACGUAAUCAUCUACGAUAAUAUUUUCUUCUACCUUGGAACAAGGAUUCAUCUAUAUUCUAUUUGCACAAUUAUACCAGGGCCUUUCUUUUUCUCAUAGUUUUGAAAAUCAACUAUUGCUACUUCUCGACAUUAAUUGUACCAGUCGAUUAUAUUUGGUCUUAAUCUUUUUAAAAUACCCAAUACCAAACAAGUUCUACAAUAUCGUACAAAUUUAAACCACUAGUAUCUAGACUAGUAUAUUUCCCAUUUUUAUCCUUAAAUGUAAAAAAAUAUAUUUUUUGCAUAUCAAGUAAAAUGUUUGGCACCUUUUUUAAGUGCUUGCAAAAAUAUGGGUUUCAAAAUAUAUCCUUUUGAAUUUUAUUUCCUACUAUAUUUAAGAAUUUCUUUCAAUUCAUUAACACAAAUUGUUUGAUUUUUAAUUUUAGUACGUGUUUGUUCAUAAGGUAAUAAAUUAAGAUUUUUUAAAAAAACUUAUAAACAUUUCUUCGUUUUGAAUGUCGGUACAAAUAAUUCAUGUUUGAAGAAACAUUCAUAUUAAUAAUUACAAAAUAAUAAUACUCGUAAUUUAAUAACACAAAUAACCAUAAUUAAACCGCAUAUAAUCGACACUCCUCACAAAUACAAACUAAUUUCACUUUUGUUGUUAAAAUUCUAAUCUUAAUUUCAAAAUUAUUAAGUUUAUACAGAUAAAUAAGUAUAAUAGAUAGCACACUAAACCACUAAACGUGUUGAUUAAUUCUAAAAUAUUAUAUUUUUCAAGAUGAAUUCAAAUUUUACAAAAAUGUUUAAAUUAUAUAUGAUAGGUAACUUUGGAUUUUACCAAUGGAUUAAAUAACAACAGUAUUAUGGGCAAUAUAGCAAAAGUGUGUUUUUAUACAUCCAAUAGUACUAAGGAUCUAAUUGACCUAAAACAAAAAUUAUUUCAUCGAAUUAAAGAUGAAAACAUUCGCUGUGUUUUCAGAAGGGUAUUUUUUAAAUUUAUUAUACAAUUUUUCUAUAAGAUUAUAAAAUAAACAAAUUUAAGUUUGAAAUAUGAAUAAUUUGGGAAAUAAAUAUCGAAAAAUUAAUAACGAUCUUUAAUCUGUUGAAAUAAUUUUUGUUUUUGAUCUAUUCAAUCCUGAGAACUAUUGGAAAAUACAUUUUUUUUUAUAGAGUGGUUCAUUAAACUUUUCAAAACAAUUUUUUUUAAUUUUUCUAGAAACAUACAACUCUAACAUUUUACAUUACUAUUAUUUUUUUGUUACCCUUAAUCUCGAGAUUCUAACUACUAUGGUAGAGGAAUAUUAGUGGAGUAUCCCUUUACCCUAACUUAAACGUGGAAUAUCUCAUUAACACCACAAUUUAUUUCAACUAAUAUUUUAUCUAUUUAUUGAACUUUCAAUAUUAAUUGCCAUUUGAAAAUCGAAAGUAGGUAAUCCCUAACAUUAAUGGUAAUGUAACAUUUUAGGACUAUCUUGUCGUUUGCGCUCUAUUAUUUUUUACCAUUCUACAGCAAUAUUUAGACAAUUUUUUAUGUUCUGGAUAAUGUUAAAGUGUUUUGUUGUGUUAGUAUGAUUAAAAAUGAUUAUAUAUUAUCAAAAUUGUUAUUAAUUAUCAUUAAUAAUUGGAAAAAUAAUAUUGUAACAUUAUUUUUCUUCUUUUUCUUUCUUGGUUUUGGCCAUUCAAGACCAUACCUCUAGAUAAACAUACUGCCACCUAUCCCUAUCCUCUGCUACUUCCUGCCAAUGACACUCCGGCUCCACUGUUUCAGUGUCUCUCCUUACGCAUUCCUCCCAUCUUAGACGCGGUCUUCCAAGAGGUCUCCUCCCUACUGGGUUNGAAAAAGGGAUUGCAGUUCUUCAUUGUGUAAUUUCCUCCAUUCAUUUGUGAGAACAUCAUAGUAUGCCCCAUAAAUUUUCCUGAGUACUUUUCUCUCAAAUACUGCAAUUCUUCAUUCUUCAGUCUUUCUCAGAGGCCAUGUUUCUGCUCCGUACAGGACAAUUGGCCUUAGCAAAGUUAAGUACAUUCUAAUUUUUAAAUUCUUAGAGAUUGCUCUUGAUCUAAAAAUUUUACUAAAUCCAAAGAAACAUUUACUAGCUUAUUGUAAUCUUAUUGAAAUUUCUGUUUUAAUGUCGUUUUCUUGAGUUAUAAUUGACCCUAAGUAUACAACAAAAUACACUUCUUCGUUAUUGUCUCACAAGCUGAAUGCCCAUGGUCCAUGAAGUCGUCUUCCGUAAUUCCUAGCUCCUAAACUAACUGAUUUUUAAUUUUUUAUAAUAUCUUAAAAUUUAGAGCUAUAAUCAUAAUUGUUGCUCAGACAAAGAUAGCCCAUUUUAGAGCUGCUUAUUUUUGAACUAUUAAAAAUAUAUAAAGGUCAAUACUUAGUGAAAUAAUGAAUGUUUUAAGUUGAAUUAAUCAAUUUGUAUAUUGCCUGUGGUAUAGACACCUGUAAAUGUUACUGUGAGUUAAAUUCUGUAAAAAUUAUUUAUAAUUUUUUUUUUUUUAUGUCAGGUGUGACUUAAUUCAGUUGAUUGUACAAUUCUGAACAAGGACAAUGCCAAACCUGAGUCCAGUAGUGAUCUUUAAGGGAACAAGAUUACAAUUGAACUUUGAUACUCCACUUGAAGGACACAGGGAUCUAUUUGGUGAACUCAUAUCACCAACUGCAUAUGCAAAUACAUCAAAUGCCAAGAAAUCUUCAAAAAGAAAGACUCCAGUGUCAAAAAGAAAGACUCCAGUGUCAAAAAAAAAGAAAUCUGAAGAUGUCAUGUUAUUUACUCCAAGAGUUAGAACUCGGAGAAUUGCAGAAACAGUGACAAGUGCACAAGCAGCAAAAAAUACAGAAACAGUGACAAGUGCACAAGCAGCAAAAAAUACACAAACAGUGACAAGUGCACAAGCAGCAAACAAUACACAAACAGUGACAAGUGCACAAGCAGCAAACAAUACACAAACAGUGACAAGUGUACAAGCAGCAAAAAAUACACAAACAGAAUUGAACUCUGUGAUAGCUAUUAAUAAAAGUAGUUCGACAAGAAUGCAAGCAGCAAAAAAUACAGAAACAGUGACAAGUGCACAAGCAGCAAAAAAUACACAAACAGUGACAAGAAUGCAAGCAGCAAAAAAUACAGAAACAGUGACAAGUGUACAAGCAGCAAAAAAUACACAAACAGAAUUGAACUCUGUGAUAGCUAUUAAUAAAAGUAGUUCGAGUAACAAUUUAGUUGUAUCAAAGGACUCACUUAAUGUUAGUGGAGUACAAUGUUUACCAAGUAGUCCUCAACCGAGUAAAAUCAAUAUGACAGAACCGGGAGAAAACCCUUUCACUUUUAAAGGUAAAUUUGUUAUUAACUAAUGACUACCAUUUAACCUACCAAUCAAUUUUUAUAAUUUUAUAUUAUCUCUCCAUUCCUCAUUCAAAAAAUUUACUAAUAUUGUAUACAUUUAUUUUUAUCAUAAGUCAUAUUAUUAUUACAGAGAUCAUUGUUAUUGGUCAAUUUUGAAUUUGUCCUAAUAUUUCCAAAACUAAUUUCUUUAUAAAAUUAAAUAUAGACAAUGUUAUAUAAUAUUUUCAUAGAUUUUAUAUUAUUAUAAUUUUAUAUCUAUACUAUUAUAUUAUAAUAAUUUUACAUUGGUAAAAAUAAUUGUCAAGAUUGUAAACUUUUAAUAUUUAACUAUGACUAGUGGCAAAUUUUAAAUAUCAUACAUCAUAAUAUAUUCAUAUUCAUAAUCAUAAUAUAUUAUUCUACAAUAAUAAAUGAAUAUUGUUAAAAAUUACAUUUUCAAAAUCUUUCUGAAAAAAAAAUUUCUCUAAAGUAUAAAUAUAAAUUAUUCAAAAACAAGUAGUACAAUGAUUUAUUAGAAUUCCGAUGUAUGUUUUUUUAGAAUUAAAAUGUUGAUCGUAUCAAUUGUAAACUAAUUGAUAUGAUAGUAGUAAAUGAUUUUUUUUUUUUUAGACUAACAUUGUAUACUAUAAUAGUAUACAACAGUGCUUUGUACUUAUUCUUAAGUAUUCUUAUGUUUAAGGUGUUAAUGCAUUUGUUGAUUAUAAAAUGGAUGAUGAUCGCAGUGGCAGGGGCGUAAAGCAUUAUAUUGCUCAUCUAGGUGGUAGAGUUGAAAAAACAUUUAAUCGCAAAGUAAAUAAGUGAUUUCAAAUGUAAUAUGAUUAAAUAUAUUUAUACUGUCUAAUUUGUUUAAAGGUAACACAUGUAGUAUUUCGUGAUGGGUAUACUAAAACAUAUACUACAGCGAUGGAACGUAAAAUCCCACUUGUCUCUGCAAGGUGGGUGCAAACUAGCAUGAAUGCUAAUACAUUAAUGGAUCCUGUUGACUUUCCGCCUAUUAAUAUGCACAAAUAUUCAAUGCCACAGGAGGAAUAUAAAUAUAAAUAUAAAUUUAAUGCAAAAGUAAUUAUAUUUAUAUACUAACCUAUCCGUUUGAAUUAUAAAUGGACUUAUUGUAUAGAAAUAUUAUUCAUGAAUAUGUUUAUUUUGUUUUCAGAGAAUGAAAAUGUUUGACUCAAUUUUUAUCCCAGGUGAAAAAGAGAGAGACGAGGCAUACAUAGCUGAAUGUGUAGAAUUUUUAAAAAAAUAUAAAUCCACUUCUAAAAUAGAUGUCUGUGAAGAAAUUAAAAAAAAACCCACAGCUGUUAAAACUUCAAAAAGACGCAAAUCUACCAAAAAAGAAGUAAAUAUUUCUGAAUUUGAUGAAACAACAACUACUACUGUUGAAACUCCAGAAAUUAUCAAAAGAGUAAGUAUCUCUGAAUUAAACAAUAAAACUAGUCAUGAUUUAUGUUUUGUCUCAGUUUUUUCCAACCAUCUUAUUAUUGAUCCACAUAUUUAAUCUUUAGGCCUUUUAGGUUAAACAAAAAUAUGAUCAUGUUAUAUACCUAAUUAUAUUAGGUUAUAUUAAUAUAAUUUUUUUUUUUUUUAAAUUUUAUUAGUUGAUAUUUUAUCCAUGUAAGCUUAAUAUGACCUUCAAAAUGAUUGGUUGGAAAAACUGUUUUGAUCUAUUAUUUCAAAAAUUCACUGCUACAGCUUAAUAAUGAUCGUUAUUUGUUAGCUUUUAAAAUUACUUCGAACCUUAUAAAGCCUUAGAGUGUAACUAUAACAAAUAAUUGUUAAUAUCAUUUUUUUGUUUUAUAGCCUUCUUCUAUGACAAAAUCACCAAUGCCAACAGGUAUUAUAAAUGUAUUGGGAAGUCAUAUAGUUGAUGUUUUAAAUAGUGGCCGCCCGAUACCAGAAGAAAAAGAUAAUGUACUCUUUCCAGUGCCAAUAACAUUAUUAAGAAAAGUACUUACACCAAAUGAAGAUGAAGUAAGACCAUCCGAUGUAGUCAAUAGUGAGUUGGGAGAAAUUGAAGAUCAUCUAAAAUUGACAUAUGCAAAUAGAAAACUGUUACGUAAACUAUUAUUUCCUUCUACAUAUCCAGAAUUACAGGAUAUUGGCAUCGACAAUGAUUUACCACUUCAAUAAGAAUGCUAUAUUCACAAAAUUUUUAUUUUAAAUUUUGUAUUUCAAUUGGCAUCACAUUGCCAAUUGAAUUAAUCAUGCAUUUAUACGUAAACCAGUGCCAAAUUCUAAGUAUAUCACAUAAAAGUUUUUAAUUUUGGGAAACCUAGUACAAGCAUUAAAAUUACUGGUAUUUUAACAUUUAAAAUAGUAAUAUUAAAACUAUAGGCUUCUAUUCAUAACUUUUUAUUUAUUAAACAAUAUUUCUACAAGGAAAAUAUUUAUAUUCUAUUUUAAUUUAUUAAUCUUUAUAUAAAAAUUGAAUGUAUUAUAUCUUUUACAAAAAUAACCACAUAGAAAAAAUAGUAAAUUUAUUACAUUAGAUUCCUUUAUUUGCUUGGUUAAAAUAUAAUUUUACAAAACAUACUAUAAUACAUUUUAUAAAUAAAUGAUGGGAUUUAAGUUAAUCAUCUUACAAAAGUCAUCAGAAAACAUUUAAUUUAAUAUAGGUUACAUUUCAUUGUACUAUAUUGUUUACUUAAAUUAUAACUAUUUAAGUAUUUAAUUGUCAUUUAAAUUAUUUUAUUUUAUUUUUUCUUAUUAUUAUUAUUAAACUUAAAAAUGUGUGUAAUCUUACUGAUUUGAAUGUAGAAUUUUGUACGCGAAAAAUUAAUAUACUUUAGUCUAUGUAGUUUGUAUAUAUACAAAUAUAUAUUUAUUUGUAGUAUAUAUCAAUAUUAAAUAGACUAAGAAUUUGUGGUUUAAUCAUCUUUAAAUCGAUCAUUUUAGUAGGAUUUGAACUGUCAUUUUGCAUUAUGUAUAAAAAUAAUACAAUUGUUAAUUAGAACUAUAGGCAAUUUCGCCAAUUACAUUAAUUUAACAAUCUAAACAAAGACAUCACAAGUCUUGACUAUAUUAAUUAAGUAUUCUAAUAUUAAUUAAUUUUGCAAUUUAAAAAUGCUUUUUUUUAAUAUUAUCAGGAUUCAAAUGUAGAUUUGACAAUGUUGUACUUUAAAAAUAUAAAUAAAAUAUGUUUGAGUCCUUUAGAUUUAGUUAAUCUCAUAUUUAUAUACAUACUAUUUUAGACUAAGAAGCUGUGGUUUUAGUAGUAUUUAAACCACCAUUUAACAUUAUAAUUAUGUAAAUAAUAGAAUUCUAAAAUUUAAAUUAAGAACAAUUUGCCCAUUAAAUCAACUUAAGUCUUAGAAUUUUUAUUAUUUUAUACUUUUUUUUUUUUUUUUUUUAAUGUUAUUAUCAAUCAAUUAAUUUUUCACUGCUUAUAUGAAAUAAAACUUUUGCUUUAAUAUUUCUUGCAAUUUGUAUUUUUCUGAUUAUGAUAUUAUUUAACUCUUAAGUUUUCAAUUAUGUUCAUACACUUAAAGUUCUUAAUUGUUUCUUAUUUAGAAACUUUAACCUCAAGAUAGAAAUAUUACCAGUAUUUUUCAUAUUUAAAUAAAACACCC
Molecule: messenger RNA, 9445 nt
Organism: Cinara cedri
Lineage: Eukaryota; Metazoa; Arthropoda; Insecta; Hemiptera; Aphididae
Source: the annotation of a GenBank genome assembly